Thermothielavioides terrestris NRRL 8126 is the source of this 2255-nucleotide messenger RNA. RefSeq lists its product as uncharacterized. Gene Ontology annotation, cellular component: pyruvate dehydrogenase complex. Bases 479 to 1858 code for a protein of 459 amino acids. NCBI's taxonomy places the organism in Eukaryota, Fungi, Ascomycota, Sordariomycetes, Sordariales, Chaetomiaceae. The transcript has 2 exons. Gene Ontology annotation, molecular function: dihydrolipoyllysine-residue acetyltransferase activity. The record is from RefSeq and is a predicted model, not a curated record. Gene Ontology annotation, biological process: pyruvate decarboxylation to acetyl-CoA.
GUUAGAACUCACAACUUGCUUGCAAUGUGCCUCAACGGAUGCACUUUACCAUUUAUCACGAACUCCGCACUAGCCGCAUGUCCACUCUUGCUUCUCAGCAUCUCCGGGAUCCUCAGCUGUGGCUUCGCUGCUGGUCGGGUGCAGCGGCCCACGCAGCCCAUUCCCGACCUUGAUUGGCUUGCGCGCCGUCCCUCCCUGGUCCACCCAGUUUUUGGGAACGGAAGCUUAGAGCUUCCCAACGUAAAAAAACUGGUCCCCAACCUGCAACACCAUCACCGACGCCCUCCGAUCCCCGGCUUUUUGGCCAGUUUUCGACGCGCUCGCCGUCAAACCCAUCCGCUCCUUGGCAAUUGGUUCUUCGCCGUUGCGAGCAUACCGUUAGGAUUCGUUCCAAGUUCGUUGUUCACGUAUUGGGGCACUUCGUCUUCUUUUUCGCGCGUUUUCAACCGGUUCCGGCCUUCCUUUUCCACAUCUCGAAAUGCUCGUCCCUGUGAUCCGGAGGCAAGCCCUCCAGCACGCCAGACUUGCGCGCGUCGCGAUCCCCAGCCUAACAAGAUGGUACGCUUCGUAUCCGCCGCACACCAUCGUCAAAAUGCCGGCGCUUUCGCCGACAAUGACGUCGGGAAAUAUCGGCGCGUGGCAGAAGAAGCCCGGCGACUCCAUCUCACCCGGCGAGGUGCUUGUGGAGAUCGAGACGGACAAGGCCCAGAUGGACUUUGAGUUUCAAGAAGAGGGUGUGCUCGCCAAGAUCCUGAAGGAGACCGGCGAGAAGGACGUCGCGGUCGGCAAUCCAAUUGCCGUCCUGGUCGAGGAAGGAACCGAUGUCAGCGCGUUUGAAAGCUUCUCUCUCGAGGACGCUGGCGGCGAUGCUGCCGCCCCGGCGCCCCCGAAGGAGGAGAAGCCCAAGUCUGAGUCUGCCCCCGCCCCGGCGCCGACCCCUGCCCCCGAGCCCGAAGACGCCGGCUUUGGCGGCAGGCUCGAGACUGCUCUCGACCGUGAGCCCAAUAUUUCCGCCGCUGCCAAGCGGCUGGCCAUCGAGAAGGGCGUGUCCUUGAAGGGCCUCAAGGGCACCGGCCCCGGCGGCAAGAUCACCGAGGAGGAUGUCAAGAAGGCGUCGGCCGCCCCCGCUGCCGGUGCUGCAGCGGUCUCGGGUGCCCUGUAUGAGGACAUUCCACUCAGCAACAUGCGCAAGACGAUCGCUUCGCGCCUCAAGGAGUCCGUCGCCGAGAACCCCCACUACUACGUCUCGUCCUCCCUGUCGGUGUCCAAGCUCCUCAAGCUGCGCCAGGCCCUGAACAGCUCGGCCGAGGGCAGGUACAAGCUGUCGAUCAACGACUUCCUGAUCAAGGCCGUGGCCGUGGCCUGCAAGAAGGUUCCUGCCGUCAACAGCUCGUGGCGUGAUGGCGUCAUCCGUCAGUUCAACACGGUCGACGUCUCCGUUGCCGUGGCCACCCCGAACGGCCUGAUCACUCCCAUCGUCAAGGGCGUCGAGGGCAAGGGCCUCGAGAGCAUUUCGUCGGCCGUCAAGGAGCUCGCCAAGAAGGCCCGCGACAACAAGCUUAAGCCGGAGGAGUACCAGGGCGGCACCAUCAGCAUCUCCAACAUGGGCAUGAACCCGGCCGUUGAACGCUUCUCCGCCGUCAUCAACCCGCCCCAGGCGGCGAUCUUGGCUGUGGGCAGCACCAAGAAGGUUGCCGUCCCCGUCGAGAACGAGGACGGCACCGAGGGCGUUGCGUGGGAUGACCAGAUCGUGGUCACCGCCAGCUUUGACCACAAGGUUGUCGACGGUGCCGUCGGUGCUGAGUGGAUGCGGGAGCUCAAGAAGGUCGUUGAGAACCCACUGGAGCUGCUUCUUUGAAGCUCUCCCCCGAUGCCGGGCAUUGGUGGAAGACGCUGUACGAGGUACGGGUUCGGAGGUGCAUUAAGGGAUCCGGAAUUAGCCAGCCAAAGCACUAUAGAAGGACUGGAGGAUUUGGCGUAGAUUGGGAGCGGGGACUCGAAAGACUGGUUUCUCCUCCCUGGCCGCCAUGGGUUCGCCAGGCACCGAGGCUCAUUCAUUCUGGCCUGGCCGGACGUCAAGUUGGCAACCAAUACCCAUCCCCUGCGUGAUGAAAGCUCGAGCGCAAGACGACACCUUUUGUCUUGUUAUUUAUUUAAAUGUACAUUGACCUCACCUCAUAGUAAUCACGUUCAGGGUUGUUUAAUCGAGCAACGGAGUUUCGGCCACCGUCUCCCGGCGUCCUCUCCUGGCCAUU